CAUGCCAGCUGUGAAAUGCAAAGUAGAAACAGAGGCUGCAGAGCUCAGCAUGAAGAUGAAAGAGAAGAAAGCUGCUAAAGAGAAAAAACCCAUUAAAGAGGCAGCAUUAAUAACCGAAGAAGAGUUUGAAAGUAUUCCUGUGUAUUUGAAAGGCCGUAUAAAGCAUGAUGAGAUUAAUGCAGUUGUUCAAGAGAUUAACAAGGCCGUGCUGGGCAAGUACAAGGUCUUGUGUCAGCCUUUGAAGUCUAUGACUGCACCAGUCAGAAGCCUCUACCACAGGUUCAUGGAAGGAGAAACUAAGGAUACAAAAGAAUUGUUUUUCGUUGUGGAGGAUGAUAUCAAGAUGUUCGCUCAGCUGAAAUUGGACAAGAGGUUCUACAACAUCCUCAGCAUCCUGAGGCACUGCAGGAGAGUGAGAGAGAUUCGUGGCUCCGGACUCAUCCGCUACGUCAUCUGCUAACAGCUCCCUAGAAUUUUUCUCCCAUUUGUUGCCGAAGAGAAGAGAACAAUGGAUAUUGGAGACAAAAGAUGUGGAAGGAGAGGGGUGGGACUGUGAGGUGGGGAAGCAAAGGUAUGCAGUUUGGUACUGUCCUUUAGCCGGGGGCAUUUCUCUUAGUAAAGGCAAAGAGGAGCCUGGGCUGGGGGUCAGGGGCUGCGCUUGGGCUUCAGUGCUCUCAGGAUUGGAGGGGAGACAGGUGGGGUUUGUGGUUUUGGCUUGUGCUGCGGAGAGAAUUCACUGCUCCUGCACUGCACUGCACUGCUACUGUCCUGCACUGCUUCUCCUUGGCUUGAGUGCGCCUUUGCUUGUGGCAGCAGCCAUCAAACUGGCACCUUUCCAAGCCCCAGACUCACUGGGAGGGACCCUUCCCAUCUGCUGAGCUACCUCAGGACUUUCUUAAUCUUUCUUCUUGUGCUAACUGUACUUUUUGGAGUUUUCUACAUCACCUGAAUAGGAAGAUCUGAGGAGAUCCGAAUACUUCUAGACUGAUUGGUGAUUCUGUUAGUCUUGUUCUUUUCCACCAGACAGAUUUUUUCCUCAGAUACUUAGACUGGCCUGAAACAGUUGGGGUUUGAAAUGAAAAUAUUCACAUUAAUCUGGAAAAUUCAGGUCAGACUUGUCCUGUUUUUAUUAUGGGAGUCUUUAUUACAGCUUUUGUUGCUUUCAAAUUAUUUAUUAGCGUAUUAAAGUUCAGAGAAGAUCUAUUGUGAUAAAUAUAAACUCUGCAAGUAACAAAAACUGUUUUGAUAGGAAAAGCUGUGUUCCUUUUCUUUCAUGAGCCUAUAUCUGCUGUUAUCCUAACAUCUCCUCUAAAGUGCCUCCUCUUGUCCUCUGUCAGCAUUAACAUGAAAUUUAAUGUGCAAAAUAUU
Messenger RNA from Melospiza georgiana, 1368 nucleotides. It is a transcript of the gene SKA1, whose product is annotated as spindle and kinetochore associated complex subunit 1. Gene Ontology annotation, cellular component: outer kinetochore; spindle microtubule; mitotic spindle. The record is from RefSeq and is a predicted model, not a curated record. The transcript has 4 exons. Gene Ontology annotation, molecular function: microtubule binding. Gene Ontology annotation, biological process: regulation of microtubule polymerization or depolymerization; mitotic cell cycle; chromosome segregation. NCBI's taxonomy places the organism in Eukaryota, Metazoa, Chordata, Aves, Passeriformes, Passerellidae. Bases 2 to 460 code for a protein of 152 amino acids.